Molecule: messenger RNA, 8270 nt
Organism: Patiria miniata (bat star)
Lineage: Eukaryota; Metazoa; Echinodermata; Asteroidea; Valvatida; Asterinidae
Exons: 26
Coding region: 50-8245 (2731 amino acids)
Biological process (GO): cell-matrix adhesion
Cellular component (GO): membrane
Molecular function (GO): calcium ion binding
Source: RefSeq, a predicted model, not a curated record
ACAUUUUGACGUACUUGAUGUACUCUACGCGUAAAGUUGUAUACGAGUUAUGUUUUCAAAAUUUGUUUUUCUUUGUCCAGUUCCUGGCUAUUUGGGAUGUUUUGGGGACGCUAGUGAUCGUGCCCUACCGGUUGGUCCAGCAAUAGAUAAUGAACAGUCGGUAGAGCGCUGCUUCAGAAACUGUUUACAACCUACCGAGUAUAAAUAUGCGGGACUGCAAGACGCGCAGGAAUGCUGGUGUGGGAAUAACGACUACGACAAACACGGUGAAGAGCCGGAUUCCGAUUGUCAAGAUGUGUGCACCGGAAACAGCGACCAGAUCUGUGGAGGCGGUUGGCGCUUAUCCGUGUACAGAGUAUCACAAGGAGUGUGUAGUAAUGACAUAGGACCACCAACCAACGGAGACCACACCAUCACCAACCCGCCUUCACUGUCUUACAAUCUCAACAACUUCAAGUUCUUCGGGACUCGUGUGGAUUUCUCCUGUGAUCCUGGAUAUACCCUCCAUGGAACAUCCAGUAUUGAAUGCAUUGAGACUGGCUAUAGCAACGUCACUUGGAGUGACUCGGUACCAACAUGUGAAGUCCCUGGCUAUUUGGGAUGUUUUGGGGACGCUAGUGAUCGUGCCUUAUCGGUCGGUCCAGCAAUAGAUAAUGAACAGUCGGUAGAGCGCUGCUUCAGAAACUGCUUGGAACCUACCGAGUAUAAAUAUGCGGGACUGCAAAACGCACAGGAAUGCUGGUGUGGGAAUAACGACUACGACAAACACGGUGAAGAGCCGGAUUCCGAUUGUCAAGAUGUGUGCACCGGAAACAGCGACCAGAUCUGUGGAGGCGGUUGGCGCUUAUCCGUGUACAGAGUAUUAGAAGGAGUAUGUAGUAAUGACAUAGGACCACCAACCAACGGAGACCACACCAUCACCAACCCGCCUUCACUGUCGUACAAUCUCAACAACUUCAAGUUCUUCGGGACUCGUGUGGAUUUCUCCUGUGACCCUGGAUAUACCCUCCAUGGAGCAUCCAGCAUUGAAUGCAUUGAGACUGGCUAUAGCAACGUCACUUGGAGUGACUCGGUACCAACAUGUGAAGUCCCUGGCUAUUUGGGAUGUUUUGGGGACGCUAGUGAUCGUGCCCUACCGUUUGGUCCAGCAAUAGAAUACAAUCAACAGUCGGUUGAGCGCUGCUUCAGAAACUGUUUGGAACCUACCGAGUAUAAAUAUGCGGGACUGCAAGACGCGCAGGAAUGCUGGUGUGGGAAUAACGACUACGACAAACACGGUGAAGAGCCGGAUUCCGAUUGUCAAGAUGUGUGCACCGGAAACAGCGACCAGAUCUGUGGAGGCGGUUGGCGCUUAUCCGUGUACAGAGUAUCACAAGGAGUGUGUAGUAAUGACAUAGGACCACCAACCAACGGAGACCACACCAUCACCAACCCGCCUUCACUGUCGUACAAUCUCAACAACUUCAAGUUCUUCGGGACUCGUGUGGAUUUCUCCUGUGACCCUGGAUAUACCCUCCAUGGAACAUCCAGCAUUGAAUGCAUUGAGACUGGCUAUAGCAACGUCACUUGGAGUGACUCGGUACCAACAUGUGAAGAAACCGACGAAGAAACCGAAGGAGACAACGACGGGCUUAUGUUCUUGUAUGGAACCAAUGAAGGCGACUCAAUUCUCCCUCCAAAUGAUGAUCAAGGCUCCGGUAGGCUGUCACUGGCUAAGCCAUUUCCCGUUUUCGACCAAAGCCACGAGUCUCUAUAUGUGAACACCAACGGUGUAUUCUCCUUUCUCACGCAAGUUUCAGAGUACACCCCUAAGCCGUUUCCCCUUGUUGAUGAGAUUUUGGUGGCUGUAUUCUGGGCCGAUGUGAACAUUCAACACAAUGGCAGCGUGUGGUACCGCGAAGUCGCCUCUCGUACUUCAGACAACGAGUUGAUGUUUGUCAAGGCAGAGAAUAUAGUCAGACAGGCAUUCGUCAACCAGACACUUGCCGACUUCGUAGCUGAUUGGAUGUUCGUCGCAACGUGGGACAAAGUGCCGUUUUUUAUUUGGCCCUAUGAACGGCAGAACGACGUAUUAACUAACACAUUCCAAGCUGUUUUUGUGAGCGACAGUGUGUACUCAUUCACCAUUUUCAACUAUGAAAACAUUUGUUGGACGACUGGAAGAAACAGUGGUGGCAAUACCUUGGGACAAAAUGGUGUUCCAGCAGUGGUAGGGGUGAAUGCUGGUGAUGGCUAUACGUUCAUUGCUGUUCCGAACUCACGGGGAGACCUGAUCGUUGAUGUUGACCAAGACACUAAUGUCAACACCACUGGCCGCUUCGUAUUCCGGAUUGACAGCAGCCAGGCUUAUUAUAAAAAUGUUUCUCAAGCAGAAGUUCGCUUGGUUGACGGUUCGGAUUCUACUGAAGGACGCGUCGAAGUCUUCGCCAAUGGUGUCUGGGGAACUGUUUGUGAUAACAACUGGGGGCUAAACGAAGCCAACGUCGUCUGUCGACAGCUCGGAUUUAAGAAAGCAGAAGCAGCACUGUCCAUGGCUACCUUUGGCCCCGGGAGUGCGGGGCAAGACAUACACCUAGACGAAGUGGAUUGCAUCGGAGACGAGCAUUCGUUGUUGGACUGUCGGAACAAAGGACUUGGGAUAAACAUUUGUUCACACGAUGAGGAUGCCGGCGUUCGAUGCCAGGUCCAAGAUUUUCGCUUGGUGAAUGGUUCAAAGACAAGCGAAGGACGCGUUGAGGUGUUCGUCAAUGGUGGCUGGGCGACUGUUUGCGGAAGACAUGAGAACUGGGACAUAGAUGACGCCACCGUGCUGUGUCGCGAUCUCGGCUUUCAGGGCGCCUUGGAAGCUUCUUCGGCUGUAUACGGCGUUGGCGAUGAGGAUCAGGCCUUAUUCCUUGACUAUCUUGACUGCGAUGGGGACGAAGCAUCUUUGUUUGAUUGCCCCAAUCACGGCUUUACGGUUCCCGACUGCUAUCAUGAGCUUGACGCCGGGGUGCGUUGCCAAGUCGUAUCAUCUGAGUCCUUAGAGGGCGUUCGACUUGUCGACGGCUCAGGUCCCCAUGAGGGUCGGGUAGAAGUUUUCGCCCUUGGCAACUGGGGAACAAUCUGUGAUGAUAAUUGGAAUGCACAAGAUGGCAUCGUGGUUUGUCGUCAACUUGGUUACAACAGCGUCCUGACGACCAAGUCGUCAGCUGCCUUCGGUCCUGGCACAGGCGAUGUACUGCUGGAUGAGUUAAAGUGCACUGGCAAUGAGAAGCAUUUGGGAGAAUGCUACCAUCGGGGGAUUGGGAUCAGUAACUGCUACCAUAGCGAGGAUGCAGGCGUUGUGUGCUAUGAUGCGCUUGUUCGUUUGACGGGCGGUUCGACCACAUAUGAAGGAGGUGUGGAGGUAUUUGUGGAUCAUGCGUGGGGAACUGUUUGCGACAAUAAUUGGGAUCUGCUCAGUGCCAAUGUCACCUGUCGCCAGCUGGGUUACCGCAGCGCGACGGAAGCACUGACCAACGCUGCCUUCGGUCCGGCUGAUGACGAUGUCCCAAUUCUGCUUGACGUGACUUGUUCGGGUAACGAAGAUUCGAUAUUUGAAUGUGAACGCGACGUGGUUGGGAACAACGUCUGUUCCCAUAGCCAAGAUGCCGGAGUCCGCUGUGAAGUUGGUGUUCGUUUGGCGGGUGGAUCAGAUUCGUCAGAAGGGCGCGUUGAGGUGUUCGGUUUUGGUGCCUGGGGAACUGUCUGCGAUGACGGCUGGGACAUUACAGAUGCCAUUGUCAUCUGUCGUCAACUCGGCUUUCCUGGGGCGAUAGAAGCCGUGACUCACGCUGGCUUUGGUGGAGGCACUUCCGAGAUGGAAAUACUGCUUGAUGAAGUGUCGUGUGCUGGUGACGAGGAAACAGUCUUCGAUUGUCAGCAUGAUGGGCUGGGGGUAAAUAACUGUGGACAUUUGGAAGAUGCUGGAGUUCGAUGUGACAUCAAAGUUGGUUUAGUGAAUGGAUCAGAUUCGUCAGAAGGGCGCGUUGAGGUGUUUUCUCAAGGUGCCUGGGGAACUGUCUGCGACGACAACUGGGACAUUACAGAUGCCAUUGUCAUCUGUCGUCAUCUUGGCUUUCCUGGGGCGAUAGAAGCCGUGACUAACGCUGGCUUUGGCGGAGGCGCUUCUGAGAUGGAAAUACUGCUGGAUGAAGUGUCGUGCACAGGUGACGAGGAAACAAUAUUUGACUGUCAGCAUAAUGGAGUCGGGAUAACUAAUUGUAGACAUAGUGACGAUGCUGGAGUUCGAUGUGUAAUCAAAGUUCGUUUGGUGGAUGGAUCAGAUUCGUCAGAAGGACGCGUUGAGAUCGUAUCGCAUGGUGCCACAGGAACUGUCUGCGAUGACAACUGGGACAUUACAGAGGCCACUGUCAUCUGUCGUCAACUUGGCUUUCCUGAGGCGAUAGAAGCCGUGACUCACGCUGGCUUUGGUGAAGGCGCUUCCGACAUGAUAAUACUGUUGGAUGAAGUGUCGUGCACAGGUGACGAGGAAACCAUAUUUGAUUGUCAGCAUGAUGGGCUGGGGAUACAUGACUGUGGUCAUGGUGACGAUGCUGGAGUUCGAUGUGACAUCAAUGUUCGUUUGAUGGGCGGAUCAAAUUCGUCAGAAGGGCGCGUUGAGGUGUUCGGUUUUGGUGCCUGGGGAACUGUCUGCGAUGAUGACUGGGACAUUACAGAUGCCAUUGUCAUCUGUCGUCAACUCGGCUUUCCUGGGGCGAUAGAAGCCGUGACUCACGCUGGCUUUGGUGGAGGCACUUCCGAGAUGGAAAUACUGCUUGAUGAAGUGUCGUGUGCUGGUGACGAGGAAACAGUCUUCGAUUGUCAGCAUGAUGGGCUGGGGGUAAAUGACUGUGGACAUUUGGAAGAUGCUGGAGUUCGAUGCGUAAUCGAAGGUGAACAGAUCACAACCACCCAGGAUUCAACAACAGAAAUAGCCUAUGUUGAACCGAGUACCAAAGUCCAGGAAGUCGACACGACGGAGUUAGCUGUGGGAACGGAUAGCUCAUUACUCCAAUCCACAUCUGCUCUGGCAGGAGGAACCUUACUCGAAUCUACAACUUCACAAGAUGAUUUCACAACUGCCUCAGAACCUGUUACAUCCAAAAUUACCGCAGAGUCAACAACUAUCCAAACAGGGCGUCCUCUGGCAACCUUCACAUCUACCCAAGCAGGGAGUACCUUGCUUGAUUCUAUAACUUCUGAAAAUGAUGGUCUAUUGAUGACACCACAAACAACAAUCCAGACUGGAGUUCCUUCUGCUGAUUCCAUAAUUGCCCUGACCGAGAAUUUCGUUUUUGAUUCAACAACUUCUCCCGCAUUAACAACCGCUCCCGUAGAAUCUACAACUAAGUCAACAGACAGUAGCUUAUCCACAACUGCCAACGUUGAAGGGUUUUCCUUAGAUUCCAUAAUUACACAAGCUGAAACUGCCACAGUUGACUCCAUAACUGCCCCGACCGAGAAAUUCUUUCUUGAAUCAACAACUUUUCCCGUAGAAUCUACAACUAAGUCAACAGACAGUAGCUCAACCAUGACUGCCCAAGCUAAAGGGGUUUCCUUAGAAUCCACUCAAGCUGAACCUGCCACAGUUCAUUCCACAACAAGCCUGACCACGAAUUUCCUUCACGAAUUUGAUUCAAAAACUUCUCCUGUAUCAACAACUGCUCCCGUAGAAUCUACAACUAAGUCAACAGACUGUAGCUCAUCCACAACUGCCAAAGCUGAAUGGUUUUCCUUAGAAUCCAUAAUUACACAAGCUGAAACUGCCACAGUUGAUUCCAUAACUGCCCUGACCGAGAAUUUCCUUUUUGAAUCAACAACAUUUCCCGUAGAAUCUAAAACUAAGACAACAGACAGUGGCUCACCCACAACUCCUCAAGCUGAAGGGCUUUCCUUAGAAUCCAUAAUUACUCAAGCUGAAACUGCGACAUUUGAUUCUUCAACUUCCCUGACCAACAAGUUCCUUUUUGAUUCUUCAACUUCCCUGACCAACAAGUUCCUUUUUGAUUCAACAACUUUAUCCGUAGAAUACACAAACAGUAAAUCACCCACAACUGCCCAAGCUGAAGGGUUUUCCCUAGAAUCCAUAAUUACUCAAGCUGAAACUGCCACGGUUCAUUCCACAACAACCCUGUCCACGAAUUUCCUUUUUGAUUCAACUUUUCCCGUAGAAUCUAAAACUAAGACAACAGACAGUGUCUCACCCACAACUCAAGAUGAAGGGUUUUCCCUAGAAUCCAUAAUUACUCAAGCUGAAACGUCCACAGUUGAUUCCAAAGCUACCCGAGCCGACCUGUUUCUUACCACAAAUGAACCUACAGAGGAAACCUACAUCACGAUAUCUAAAUCCACCAAAUCUGAAGUUACCGAUUCAGUAACUGAAGAAGCAGAAUAUUCUUCCAAGGAAUCUUCAACAGAACUUAAGUUAGGUAGCUCAACAGAAACGAUGGAUGCAGAUAACACAGCCGCACUAUUUGACAGUUUCAGCACUGAAUCCUUAGCUACCUCCACACAGUCUGCAACCAUUCAAGCAGAAAGUGGGUCAGUACAAUCCCCAACAAUCAGUCAGGCCGGAAGUUCUUCAGGUGGAUCCAUCAUCACACAAGCUGAAAGUUCCUCAGUUGAAUCCACAUCUACGAAGGCCGAAUUACUUAGUACAAGUGAGUCCGCAGCAGAAAACUCCAUUACGAAAUCUACAUCCACCGAAUCAGAGGUUACAACUUCAGUUACUGAAGACGGAACGAAAGUGGAACAUUCUCCCACGGAAACUACAACUGAAGUUAAGUUUGGUACUGCAACGGAAACACUUUAUGCUACAAACAUGGGCCCGCCAUUUGAGCGAGUCAGCACUACGUCAUCAUCUACCUCUAUACAACCUACAACUAACAAGGAAGAAAGUGGGUCAGUCAAAUCCCCUUCAGUCACCCAAGUUGGGGGUUCAUCUGAUGACUCCACCAUCGAUACACCAGUUGAAACUUCCCCAGUUGAUCCCCAAACGUCUCCUGCAGAGUCAGCUAUCCCUACCAGUGAAGUUACAACAGAAGAAAGUACUACUGACAAAUCCAUGUCAACCAAAUCUGAGGUUGCCACUAUGGAUGAUCAUUCGACCAUGGAAUCAACAACUACCGAAGCCUGGUUAACUGACUCAACAGGCUAUGCAACAUAUGAGGUCUUGCAGUUUGUUGCAACGUCUCAGAACCCAUUGACAGACAUGAGCACUGAAUCAGGGAUUGAGGCAAGUACUGAGAUGAUGGGCGUCACCACACAAGUCUCCAAUACUCAAACUGAUGCUGAGGCUAGAUGUGCUAAUGAAUUGGCUAUAUGUGGGGAGCAUGCUGUCUGCACAGAUACCCUAAACUCCUACCGAUGUGACUGUGAAGAUGGUUACGAGAAAACGACAAACGCUACCCAGUGUGAAGAAAUAUUCCCUUGCUUGGACAGCACCGUUAAGCAAUCCUGUAGGAAUCGGAGUUUUGUGGACUGUGUUCACGACAGGCCUGGACAGUCACACUGUGAGAACUGUCUGGAUGGGUGGACGCUGCAUAAUGCCCGAUGUCAGAAGCUUCAUAGAUUCAUAGGAAGCUUAAAAGUUAUCCGCAUCAAUGGAACAGUGGCAAAGUUCACGGAAGAUCUCCGGAACACGUCCUCAGUGGAAUUCACAACGUUAUCGACUGAGUUGCAGGAAGUCCUGACUGAAUCAAGUGAUGCAACUACCUGCAAAGUGCUGGGCUUCACCAACGGGAGCAUUGACGUGGAAUUUCUGUUACUUUUCCCGGACACAUCGAAUGUGACUGAGGAUGUGGUUCAAGAAGCAAUUGUCAACUACUUUUCUGGCAACUCAGCCCUCUUGGAAUUGGACUUGGGAACCGUUGUCGUAGUCGAAUUAUCUCUUUUCUGCGAGUUCGACUCUUGUUUAAAUGGCGGUACCUGUUCAAUUAUCAAUGAUGAAAUAGAAUGCACAUGUACGGAAGGAUACAUAGGGAGCAAUUGUGACACAGCUACCAUCAACCCCUCAACCAGUGUAUCAACUUCCACUACAACACCUGAUCUUAGGGAUACCAGCGUUAUAAGUAUGGACGCUAUCAUCGCCAUCGCAGCGGCUGGAGCAGUAACUCUCAUCCUUGUCGUUGUCGUUGUCGUGGCCAAAUGUUGGGGAAAGUCCAAAGUUGCCCCCUUGAAUCCAGAUAGCGAAAUACAAACGGGGCAACAACCUGGUCAAUAAUUACCUCCGCCAAGGCAAGGGCGGA